ACUUGAGAAUAGAGAUGGUAACUAUCCGACGUGCGCUAGGGCUCACUGUGAAAACACUGACCAAAUGAAACUCGCCGGUCUCAAAUCCGUUGAAAACGCUCACGAAGAGUCCGUAUGGGCGGUCACUUGGGUUCCGGCCACCGACAAUCGUCCUUCUCUCCUCCUCACCGGCUCCCUUGACGAGACUGUCAAGCUAUGGAAGUCCGAUGAGCUCGACUUGGAACGCACCAACACUGGCCACUGCCUCGGCGUCGUCUCUGUUGCUGCUCAUCCUUCCGGUUUCAUUGCUGCCUCUGCUUCCCUCGAUAGUUUUGUUCGUGUAUUUGAAGUCGAUUCCAACUCCACUAUCGCCACUCUUGAGGCUCCUCCUUCUGAAGUCUGGCAAAUGCGCUUCAAUCCCGAGGGUACCAUGUUAGCAGUUGCUGGUGGAGGUAGCGCAUCAAUUAAGCUUUGGGACACAAACACAUGGAAACUGGCUGCAACUCUAUCAAUUCCUCGUCCAGAAGGCCCUAAGCCCACCGAUAAAACUGCUAGCAAGAAGUUUGUACUUUCAGUAGCAUGGAGCAUUGACGGGAGAAGACUCGCUUGUGGUUCAAUGGACGGGACCAUUUCAAUCUUUGAUGUAGCUCGUGCGAAGUUUCUACACCACUUGGAAGGCCACUUCAUGCCAGUGAGAUCCCUCGUGUAUUCACCUGUGGAGCCACGCCUACUCUUUUCUGCCUCUGAUGAUGCUCAUGUCCACAUGUAUGACGCAGAGGGUAAAACUCUAAUUGGAGCGAUGUCAGGCCAUUCAAGUUGGGUAUUGAGCGUUGAUGCAAGCCCUGAUGGCGCUGCUGUUGCUACCGGUUCAAGCGACAGAACCGUUAGGCUUUGGGAUCUCAACAUGAGGACUGCUGUUCAGACAAUGACUAACCAUAGUGAUCAGGUCUGGGGGGUUGCAUUUCGACCACCUGGUGGGGUUGGUGUGCGAUCUGGUCGACUUGCUAGUGUGUCUGAUGACAAGAGUAUCUCCUUGUAUGACUAUUCUUGAAUCAGACCGGACGGCAAGAGCUAUUUGUGGUUUUUUAGAAAGAUCUUGAGCUGUUGCCAAGACUAUUCGUUUUACUUCUUCAUAAAGCUACUUGUCCUUUUAGUUGUUAUAACAAGGAACGAUUCAAUGACAGUAUUGUGUUGUGAACUUAUAACCAAUGUUCGUUUGCUAUGUAGAUUUGGAAUCAA
This is a messenger RNA of Cucumis melo (muskmelon), 1218 nucleotides long. Its product is annotated as WD repeat-containing protein VIP3. The transcript is spliced from 2 exons. Bases 65 to 1030 code for a protein of 321 amino acids. Gene Ontology annotation, cellular component: Cdc73/Paf1 complex. Gene Ontology annotation, molecular function: protein binding. NCBI's taxonomy places the organism in Eukaryota, Viridiplantae, Streptophyta, Magnoliopsida, Cucurbitales, Cucurbitaceae. The record is from RefSeq and is a predicted model, not a curated record.